Mollisia scopiformis is the source of this 1050-nucleotide messenger RNA. RefSeq lists its product as uncharacterized. The record is from RefSeq and is a predicted model, not a curated record. Lineage: Eukaryota; Fungi; Ascomycota; Leotiomycetes; Helotiales; Mollisiaceae. Gene Ontology annotation, molecular function: oxidoreductase activity. The transcript has a single exon. The coding region runs from base 83 to 1000 and encodes 305 amino acids.
CACGCUAUUUUUCCACCGCAAAAAGUAAAAGUACCCAGCAAUCAUCCCCAACCGAUCUCUGCAACAUUGACAACGUAGCAAAAUGCAUACAGCGCUUGUCACAUCUUGGGACCAUCUCCCAACAUAUGCCGAAGUCGAAACCCCUGCCUUCCCAAGCGAAGGCUCGGACAUCGUGCAAAUCAAGCUUAUAGCCACGGGUCUUCACAGGCUCGUCAAAUCCCGAGCAGCCGGGACUCACUACUCGGCCAAGACACUCCCUCACAUCCCCGGCGUGGAUGGAGUUGGUACUACACCUUCGGGCCAAGUAGUCUAUUUUUCAACCAUUGGCACCGGCGGCUCUUUCAGCGAGGUUAUCAAUGUGCCAAAGAAAGAUACCACCCCUUUGCCAGUCGGGGUAGAUCCUCUGCAAGCGGCUGCGUUAGUGAAUCCCGCUCUGUCCAGUUGGUUGGCACUCGCAUAUAGGACGUUCAAUCUUCCUGAGAAUUUCACGGCAGUGAUUCAUGGUGUCACUACUGCUUCGGGAGCUAUUUCAAUCAAUGUCGCCAAGGCUUUGGGUGCCGGGAGAGUUAUUGGAGUAGCGAGGAAUGCGAAGGCGAUGGAGGCUUUAGAUCUAGAUCAGAGAAUCACCCUCCGUGAGAAGAUCGAGGAGACGGACUUUUCGACGUUAGGAGAUGUGGAUGUCGUGUUGGACUACCUUUAUGGGGCGCCGGUGGUGCAUCUGUUGAAGAGCUUGAAUUCGAAGAGGCCGGUGCAAGUCGUGCAGAUUGGGAGCAUGGCUGGAACGGAAGCCGCGUUGCCGGGUGCGGUAUUGAGGAGUAAAGAUAUCACUUUGAGGGGUUCGGGUCCGGGCGCGUUCAAGAUAAGUGAUCUGGUGGACUCACUGCCUGGCUUGUUGAACGUGCUGAAGAGCGUUCCCGAAAGGGACUUGAGGGUGGUGAGUCUAGUUGAUGUGAAGAAGGUCUGGAAUCAAGGAGGUGAAAGGAUAGUCUUCAUUCCAUAGUGAAUCGAUAGUUACAGAUGAAAUAUGAUAGUAACUUAUUCGCUCUCCAU